UGUCAUUAUUGACACCUCGCGCGUCAGUCCUCAGUCACUUGGUUAGCUCUGGGCCGCGCCAUGUCAAUCAACACCUAUCACAUUCCCUCAUAAAUAUCUCCUCAGGUCCAGACGACAUUCAUUAAUACUCCACGAUGGUCUUCGGCUCCCGAAAGAGAGCGACCUCAAACCCACCUCGACGCACUGGAGUCCCUACAACUCCCUCAAACCCUGCAACCCUCGCUGCUCUCCAAGGUGCGACUCGAGCUUUCGUCAAACCAGCAUCGAAUGGUCUCUCGUCUGCUGCGGCGGCUGCCGCACUGAAGGCGAACCCGACAGUCCCCACACAGCCUGGAGAGCUACAAACAAAACGCAUGGUCAGAAGAGGGUCGAAUUCAUCAAUGGCAAGUGCGCCUGGCAAUCUCGCCCCGCGGCACAGCAUCUCGCGUCAGAACAGUAAUGCAUCUAUGAGCGAGCGGUCAUUUCGCGCGCAGUCGCCAGACCCAAAUCGGCACAACUCCUUGAGCAUCUCGAAUGGAUUACACAAACAUGCGCCACCUGUACCUGCCAUACCCAAGAAUCUACAAGAAUCAGCAUUUCGGAGAUCCAUGAGUAUUGAGCCUCCACAACGAAACCACAGAGGCGUCAAUGUGGACCGUGGCCUUGGCUCAUCAAUUCACAGCUCACCGGCAGAUAGAACAAUGAGCUUGACAGGUACCGAUCGCGAGGAAGCACGACUAUCAAUCAAUUUCUCACGACCAAUGUCUCCGCCAAUACCCCCUGUCAUGUCAGACAGCCCUAGCAGCCACAAGGGUCAUAGUGGUUGGUUCACCGAGCCUGUCACUAUCAGCAGAAGCCCACGAAACGCUACGCAUGCGGUGUUACCGAACUCCACCGCAACAGAUUACGAGAAUGCGCAGCAGUUGAUUCGCAAUGCAGCAGAGACACCCGUGACAAAGAAACAAUACGCGUCAGCUACAGAAGGAACCCAUUUAGCCAAAGGUGGGAUGCAGGCGAAGCCUACAGGGACGGCUGUCCAAGUUCAAAAGCCUGCAAGCCCUACCACGCGCAGUCCUGCCACGAGCCAACCUGUUAAUACUGUUGCGGACCAGCCACCAGUACAUCUGGAAGGCGGCGUGCAGAGAACGACAUCAGUCAGCCCUGCUCGAUCCGCUCGGUUUCUUGAUACCAGUUGAGGCUUCGGAUGUCGGAUCCGACGAUGGCAGAGGUUCCGCCACUAAGAAGAAAAAGAACUUCAGAGUGAGCUUUGACGAAGGAACCGUUGAUCACA
This is a messenger RNA of Pseudovirgaria hyperparasitica, 1270 nucleotides long. RefSeq lists its product as uncharacterized. Bases 135 to 1175 code for a protein of 346 amino acids. The transcript has 3 exons. NCBI's taxonomy places the organism in Eukaryota, Fungi, Ascomycota, Dothideomycetes, Acrospermales, Acrospermaceae. The record is from RefSeq and is a predicted model, not a curated record.